AUGUCUUCUUUAAAAAGAAAGAGAGCACCUGCUUCCCGCCCUCCGAUCACACCUGGUACCUCUGGGCCACGACUGGGCUACAGGGCGCCAUCAAGCCAAGCCCUCAGCAUUUCAAGUGGUCCUCCUCAAGUCCCUAUCAUUUCGUCGGAAAUUCAAUUACGGACUCCGUUCCCUACAGACACCAAGAUUGUAACAGAUCGGUCGGUGAGGGCCACUGAUGAUGACUUUGAUGACUGUGUCGUUGCAGCCAUCGAUAUGAAGGAUCAUGGCACUGUCGGAUGUUCAUACUACUCAACCGAAGAGGAAAAGAUGUAUCUGCUCGGUGACAGUCGCUUGGGGGAUAUGGAGACCGUUGACGCCCUGCUUCUCCAAAUCAAACCUACAGUUGUUUUGACAUCACCACGGGUCGAUCUUAAUUCGCAGAAUCAAGAUCAAAAUCUCGCACAAGAAGAUGUUUCUUCUGCCUACCUUCCUUACCAGAUAGACAUUCGUCCAACGUCGGAAUUCAGCUACUCCAAUGCAGAAAGCAAAAUCCUUGCUUUGGAAAUUUCAGCUACCCACGAACAGCGCAUUCGAUUUUUCGUACCCCAAAAUGGCCUUGCUGGACCGGAAGAAGUGGACCCAGAGGAGAUGGGCUUCACACUCCAAGAAGGAAGACUGUUACACAUCUCAAGCUCCGUCGACAUGGAAAACCCUGUGACAAUUGGUUGCGCAGGAGCUAUACUCACCUACCUACAGCGACGAAGAGCUGCAGCGCCUAGCUCAUUUGAAGACGGAAAUGAGUAUCGCGUUCGAGCACUGCAGAUGUUCAAUCUACGGGAUAUGAUGUGGAUCAACAGCAAUACCUUCACCUCUCUACAGAUCAUCCAGUCGGAGUCACACCCGAGUAUGUUUAAUCAGGGCCCAGGGAAAAAGUCAGCUACGGGCAAAGAGGGUCUUUCGGUCUAUGGGCUCUUCCGGCACUUUGCAUACACCCCUCAGGGUAGGGCAAGACUCAAGCAAAUCUUUUUCCGUCCAAGCGUUGAUCUAGAUACGAUUCGCGAACGGCAUGACUUUAUAGGGGUUUUUUCCCGCCCUGAAAAUCUUGCUGCAUUGGACAAGAUUAUCAAAGCAUUGAAACACGUCAAAAAUCUCAGGCCUGUCAUGGUCAAUCUUCGCAAGGGAAUUAGCACUGGCAGUGCAAAGAUUACUGGGUUCAAAACUACGGUUUGGGCUAGUCUUCUUGCUGCUGUGAAAGUCUUUGAAGCAGCACAGCUGUACAGAGUUGGUCGCAUGAUACAAGAAAUUGUCGAUAUCGAUAACUCCGAAGAACAAGGAAGAACAGUGGUUAAGCAAGGAGUUGAUAGAGAUCUUGACAAAAUUAAAGACAGAUACGAUGGUCUCAACAGCCUUCUCAAGCACGUUGCCCUCGACAUUGCCGCAACAAUCCCGGUGACUCUCGAAGUUGACGUCAACGUCAUUUACUUUCCUCAGCUUGGGUUCAAUAUUGCUAUUCCACUCAAAAACCAUGGCGCCGCGGCAUAUGCGGGCUCCGAUGAUGAGUGGGAUUUGAUGUUCGUCACGGAGAAUCGGGCAUAUUUCAAAGACUUCCGCAUGAGAGAGAUGGAUGAGAAGCUGGGGGAUCUAUACAGUUUCAUAUGCGAGAAAGAAAUUGAGAUAGUGUACGACUUGGCGCAGAGGGUCCUUCGAUAUGAGAAUGUGCUUGUCGAUGCCUCUGAUCUUUGUGGGGAUAUCGAUAGUCUUCUUGCUCUCACACAGGCAGCCAGCUUCUACAAGUUGACUAGGCCACGAAUGGUUGAACAAAAUGUGAUCAGAAUCAAGGGUGGUCGGCACAUUCUUCAAGAGCUAACAGUUUCAUCCUAUGUACCAAAUGACACAUUGCUCGUCGGUGGAAACGAAUCCGAAACCUGUGAUGCUUCUUCCUUCAUAGAUUCCUAUCCCAGCAUGUUGCUCUUAACUGGACCGAACUACUCAGGAAAAAGUGUCUACAUCAAGCAGAUUGCUCUGAUUGUCUAUCUAGCGCAGAUUGGGAGCUUCGUCCCUGCACACAGCGCGGAAUUGGGGGUCACAGAUAAGAUAUUGACAAAAAUCAACACCCAAGAGAGUGUUUCCAAGGUCCAAAGCACAUUCAUGAGCGAUUUGCAGCAAAUUUCUCUCUGCCUACGACAAGUCACAAAUCGAAGCUUGGUCAUCAUCGAUGAGUUUGGGAAGGGUACCAAUGAAAGCGAUGGCAUUGGACUUGCCUGUGGCAUACUAGAUUACCUUCUGUGCUUCAAGUAUCCCGCUAAAGCCAUUGCAGCAACUCAUUUCCAUGAGAUUUUCGAAAACAAUUUUCUCUCUCUGCAGCCUCGACUCCAACUUGGCCAUAUGGAAGUUCAAGUCUGCGAAGAAACCCAGGUCGAGGACCAGAUCACAUAUCUCUAUAAGUAUCUAAAGAGACGCAGGCUCUUGGAUGAUUAG
This is a messenger RNA of Penicillium digitatum Pd1, 2460 nucleotides long. NCBI's taxonomy places the organism in Eukaryota, Fungi, Ascomycota, Eurotiomycetes, Eurotiales, Aspergillaceae. The record is from RefSeq and is a predicted model, not a curated record.